This is a messenger RNA of Telopea speciosissima, 632 nucleotides long. RefSeq lists its product as uncharacterized. NCBI's taxonomy places the organism in Eukaryota, Viridiplantae, Streptophyta, Magnoliopsida, Proteales, Proteaceae. The annotation marks the transcript as partial. The transcript has 2 exons. The record is from RefSeq and is a predicted model, not a curated record.
CAUUAUCUUCACUAACAGAAACGUAACCCCUCUCUCUCUCUCUCUCUCUCUGCAAGCAAGCAGCGCAACCAAACAAAGCCAUGGCUGCCUGUGAUAGCUUUCAACACAUAUUCGAGAAACCAUUACCAGAGAAUCCGACGCUAAUCGAGGCUUUAACGCAAUGGAAUCGCCACCAGAUGAUGAAAGCUAGAAAACCUAUCGACCUCUCCUCCUUUAGUGAGAUCUUCGGUGAACUUCACUUUCACGAGAAGAACAACCCCACUGAUCCUCCUCCUUCUUUAUCUCCUCAAUCUCCCUUUUCCUUACACUCCCUCCUGAUUGAAGAUAAAGAUGCCAAUGCCGAUGACAAGGAGAAGGACAAUCCAUCAUCAUCCUCGACUUGGUCUUCUUCUUCAUCGUCCUCCUUAGACGCCGUGGUCCAUCACAACCAAUUCGAAGGUUUCUCCAUCAAGAAUUCGGAAAGCCUGCAACUCUGCACCGAAGGUCUCGGAUCUGAGAGCGCUGACGCAGUCGAGGACUCUAUUCCCAAUAUCGCCAUCAAAGAAGGGUUCGAUUUCGAUGUUAGCAAUACUUACGAAGAAGAAGAGGAGGAAGAUGAAGAGACAGAGAAGUCGAGUCUCACGAGGAACAGC